Messenger RNA from Gopherus flavomarginatus (Mexican gopher tortoise), 3561 nucleotides. It is a transcript of the gene SLC38A12, whose product is annotated as transmembrane protein 104. The transcript is spliced from 9 exons. The record is from RefSeq and is a predicted model, not a curated record. NCBI's taxonomy places the organism in Eukaryota, Metazoa, Chordata, Testudines, Testudinidae. Bases 1345 to 2835 code for a protein of 496 amino acids.
CAUUUUUCUAUGAUGAGAUGUCUGCUGGCAUGAUAAUUCUGGGUUUGGCUCUGUAGCAGUCUUGCUUGGUUUUGAUAUGUCUUAGGCUUUGCUGUAGUGUUUUUAGCAUCAUUGUCUUGGGUCGGGUUGUUUGCUCCAUUGAACUGGAGAUUAAUAUUGUCACUUCCAGAACAGGAUCGUUAUCUAGGAGUGAGUUAUAUUUGUUAGCUGAUCUUAGUUUUUCAUCCUCUACUGCUCUGCUGUAGGGGAAGGAGGGAAUGUUUACUGUUGUGAUUGAGGUGGUCCCAGAAGUUGAAUAUUCUUCUGUGCAUGGGCUAGGAGGAAGUUUGUACUGAUAAUUUGUGCCAGCUGGCAUAGUUGGUUGUUAGGACAAGACCCAGAUCUUUUCUCCUAUAUAGUAGGAUGAGUUUGAUUAAGUUCUCAAGUAACUGGAGUAGUGAUUUUAUUGCAAAAUUGUAAUUAUUUAAUGGCUUAUAAAUUCUUCAGAGGGUUUUUUUUUCAAAUGCUUUUAUAGCUGUUGAGAAGUCUCUAAAUACUUCUAUUUUGGAGGCCUGGGUAUAUAUAAUUCAGUGUAUCCUAUUUCUACAUUCAGAAUAUUGACUGGCUGUUUUUUGGAAAGUAUAUGGAGAGAGAUUGGGGUUGUUGGGUGUUUUUUAUUGUAGCAAUCUGCAGAUUAUCUCAUGUGAUGGCAGUAUAUUUCUAAAGCAUAUUGAUUAUUAUUUGGGUGAUAGUACGGUUAGAUCAUCCUUUAUAGAACCAUUGUUUUCCUACUGAGUGGGUUAGUGGAAAUCCCAGGUUUGCUGGCCGUUUCAGUAAGGUUGGUACAUUCCAUAAGAGUUGCCAUUAUAGUUCAGACAGAUAGUCCAUCUAGCCUAGUAUCCUGUCUCCAACAGUUGCCCAUAGCAGAGCUUCACGGGGAGUGUACGGAACAGGACAAUUAUGGAAUGAUCCGCUCCUGUCUUGCACCGACGGCUUCUUGCAGUUGGUCACUGGUAGGUAUCUGAUGUGCAGGGAGAAAGAGUAGGGCUAUAUGAUAACAUUUGUGUGCUUUAUCAAAGCAGUAAAGAAUUGUGAAUGCAGGUGUCAGGACAGUGUGUUGGAGGAAGGGGCAUCUGGAGGUGUGCCCAUAUCCCAGAGCACGACAGAGUCCUUAACUGCAAUUCUGCUCAAAUCUUCCUCUGUUUACAGUAAUGAGUUGCCCAUUGUUUUCCAUCGGUCUUUCAGUGGCAUCAUGAGCAGCUGCUGAUAAUGAUAACCAGUCUUGGACAUGUUGUCUCUUUAGGCGAGGCGUAGCAGAGACAGAAGAUACCUGCUUCUCCGUUCCAGGCCCCUCUAUCCUCCAGCAUGGCGGGUGGCAUUACCGACACAGGGGAGCUGUACUCUCCUUACGUCGGCCUGGUUUACAUGUUCAACCUUAUCGUUGGUACGGGAGCCCUAACCAUGCCGAAGGCCUUUGCCACCGCUGGCUGGCUCGUCAGCCUCAUUCUCAUAAUGUUCCUGGGCUUCAUGAGUUACAUGACUACAACAUUUGUGAUGGAAGCCAUGGCCGCUGCUAACGCCCGGCUGCGUUGGAAGAGAAUGGAAAAGCACAAGGAAGACGACGAUGAAGAUUCUUCCUCUGGGGUCUCUGAUAGUGAUGUUCUCCUCCCAGAUGGCUAUGCACAAUCAGAGACACGGCCUAUCCUGUCAGUUCAGAGACGUGGCUCACCCAGUAUCUUUGAAAUCACUGAGAGGGUGGAAAUGGGUCAGAUGGCCUCUAUGUUCUUCAGUAAAGUGGGGGUCAACUUGUUUUACUUCUGUAUAAUCAUCUACCUCUAUGGGGACCUAGCGAUCUACGCAGCUGCUGUGCCAGUCUCACUCAUGCAGGUGACCUGCGUAACUGGCAAUCACUCCUGCGAUGUUGAAGAUGUCACAAAGUAUAACGAUACAGACAAGUGCUGGGGGCCAAUCAGGCGGAUUGAUGCUUACAGACUCUAUCUGGCAGCAUUUACUCUACUACUGGGUCCUUUCACCUUUUUUAAUGUUCAGAAGACCAAGUAUCUGCAGAUCAUGACAUCCCUGAUGAGGUGGAUCGCUUUUGUCAUCAUGAUUAUUUUGGCCCUCAUCCGCAUCGGCAAGGGUGAAGGGGAAGGUCACCCGCCUCUGGCGCAGCUCUCAGGGAUCCCCAACCUCUUUGGGGUGUGUGUCUACUCCUUCAUGUGCCAGCACUCACUGCCGUCCCUCAUCACUCCAAUCUCCAAGAAGCAGCAUGUAAACAAGCUGGUGUUGCUGGAUUACAUCUUAAUACUGGGUUUCUACAGCCUCCUGUCCUUCACAGCCAUCUACUGCUUCCGCAAUGAGACCCUCAUGGACAUGUACACACUCAAUUUCACCAACCGUAACAUCACCAACAUCACCUUCAUUCGUUACUUCCUGGGCCUCUUUCCCGUUUUCACUAUCAGCACUAACUUCCCGAUCAUCGCUGUGACCCUGCGGAACAACUGGAAGACCCUCUUCCACCGGGAAGGUGGGACGUACCCAUGGGUGGUGGAUAGGAUUGUCUUUCCAGCAAUCACUCUGAUACCCCCUGUGCUGGUGGCUGUCUGCACACAUGAUUUGGAGUCCUUGGUGGGCAUCACGGGAGCCUAUGCUGGCAAUGGAAUCCAGUACAUCAUCCCAGCUUUCUUGGCCUACUGUAGUCGGAAGGACAGUCAGCUGGUCUUCGGCAGUGGCAUAGUCAAUAACCAUCUGUCCCCUUUCCGGCACAUCUUCUGGAUCUGGUUUGUGCUGCUCUGGAGUCUUUUCUGCUUUGUGUUUGUAACUGCAAAUAUCAUCCUGAGCGAGACAAAACUCUGAUGAUGGGGCAGCGGCAUUCUUCAUCCAGGGCUCUGGAGGAGAUUCCAGGAUUUCAAUUCCUUUUUCAGACUCCGUUUACAAAAACCCAACAACCUGCUCUUCGCAAGCAAUCAGCUUGUUGAUGCAGGUUUAAUCUGGACGUCAGGACUUUUUAUCCUCUCUUCACCUUGGGUGCUGAUGUAACUUGCUCAACCUCCUUUUGAUUCUGGUUCUCAAACUGAACAUGUGAAGGGUUGGGAACUCUCAGAAGGCCUUCAUGGUUAUACAGUGUCUGACCGUUUCUGCCUUGAGUUGGGGAAGCUCCAUGACAGAGCAUCUUCCUCUCUGUCCAGGAGCAGCCUCCUUAUAGUGCUGCAGGUUUCGGCACAUGGAAGGCUGUCUGGCCUGCAUCUGCUCCCCAUGAGAGCUGGACAAAUAUCUCUGCCAGAGACAGGGAACUGUUAUAACUGCUAACACAAUCCAACAGUAGUUCUCUGGAGUGAUCUGCUUACCUCUCACCAAGGAAGUAGCAGACUUUUUUGGUUCUGUUAAAGAUUUUCAAGUGCACAGUGAGGGAGCCGGUUAACUAGGGAUGACAACUGGUGGCAUGUCUGGAGGAUGAGUCAGGAAACUGUAGAAAGCAAUGGGCUUCUAUGUGGUUACUAUGACUGGUCCUGUUACAAAUCUUUCUCACGGUUUCUCCAUUUCUGUUACUACCUUUUGAGAAACCAUUGGCCUUUUGUUUUA